CACAUCAUCCCGCUGCACUCCUCGUAUGACACGAGUUAAAACCGGCCCUGAGGCUCACUCUAAGACCUAGUUUCGAACGUGUUCUUGAGCAAACGUCCCCGGUUAUGUCCUUGGAUCGUACUUACGGUCAUUUUGAGAAUUUCUGCUGUACCGACCCCCACAGGAACCUCGUAAAUAUGUUCUUUUCCAUACUUAUAACACCACGCUCUCUUCUCCUCCCAAUUCAUAUAGUCAUCACAUCAAGCCUCAAAAAAUUAGAUUAUACAAACCAUAUCAUCCAUUGUAUACUUUACCCGAACCAUAUUUCACGCUUGUUCCGCUUAUCAUAACUCAAAAAACAACAUCCUCUCACAUACUUUGACAACUUUCGGGCUUUUCUAAUUACAGCAAGCCAGACUUGCAGCUAUCAACAACAUUGUCCGGUCUAUGCCAAUGUCGAGCACUACUGCGCAAGGGAUACCGGCAGUUGAUUAUUUCUCAUUAGAGUCUUCGAAAUCUCAAGUAAGUUUUCAUAUUCCUUCCCCCAGUUUCUUCUUUCAACCAAGCUGUGAUUCUCGUCCGAAGACUGAAUACACAUCUGAAAGCAUGAUCGCAAUUGUCAAGAUCAUAUAGCAAGUUCAAACAGUGGUACUCAAGGCUAUGUCCUCAUUACUUAAUAACGAUUAGAAUGCGCAUAGCUAAUCCCAUCUCUCCGCAGAACAACAGCAAAACCAGCUCAUCACCAUUUGCUUGGGACUCAGCCGUCUUUGACGACGCUGCCUUUGAUAUUGGUGCUUCAGACUCUUGCAAUUCCACACUCGCCUCCCCAUCAUCGCCAAGCUCGAUCGUCUUUGCCGACGCCAUCGAUAACUGCGGCCUGCCAAAAGAAGGACUCUCAUCCGACCUCCUAGCAGAAAAAGCCUUCAAUUUCGGCUCGUUCGAGGACUGGAUGCGUUGGGAAGACCCCAGUGACGCGGCAUUGUCGCCCGUAACCAAUUUCUUCCCUGAGCUCAAAGUCGAACCAAAUUCUCCAGCAAUGGCAAACUUAGAGAUUCGAAACAACGGAAUGUCAAGACUACCCAUGAGCAAUGACGAAUGUGCCGUUUUCUGUGACGAUCCUAUGGGUGACGCCCCAUUAUUCCAAUCACCAAACACCUUCGUUUCUGAAAUCCAACAACGAGAGAACCUUUACUCCACACCUCUCUCCUGGUCACGACCAACAAUCGGCUCGCGCUCCCAAAGCUUCUCGACCAGUACACUCUCCCCAGAAGAAGAAGCUCGGUUGCGGAAUAUCGCUAUGCCCCCACAACUGCAGUCCAAGAAUUUUAUUAUCCCCGAAGCUGUAUCUCACCCAGCCUCUCCUUCAUCCACAUCCUCACCCGAGCCUUUCGUCGACAGAAGAAAGAAGCGUAAGAACAGUAUCGAAGAUGAGGACGAUGAGGACUACGAACAAACCACCACCAAGCACCCCGUUGUUAAGAAGACAGCUCAUAACAUGAUUGAGAAACGCUACCGAACGAAUUUAAAUGAUAAGAUUGCAGCGUUGAGAGAUUCCGUUCCGAGUCUGAGGGUGAUGAGCAAGAAGAAUUCGAGGAACGGAGAGGAGGAGGAAGAUCUGCAGGGGUUGACGCCAGCGCAUAAGUUGAAUAAGGUAUGUUUCUUUCCCCCUCACCGGACGGGUCUUUGUCCUUUUUCCCUCGAGAGGUGGAUUUUUAGCUAACGCACAAUAAAGGCGACCGUCCUCGCCAAAGCAACAGAAUACAUAGCCCACCUCGAAAAAAGGAAUAAAUUCCUCAACCGCGAGAACUCGAAUCUCAGAGCGAGAGUUGACGCUUUUGAGAUCUUGGUUGCGGCGAGACAGCAGGGUCAGGCUGUGGGUUUGAGUCAGAGACAGCAUCGGAACUCGACGAAUAGUCGGCAGAUGCCUAUUGGGUUUAUGAUGUGAACUUCUCUCAAAUACGCAACGAUGAAUGGAGGUAAUGUUGGUGAUGGAGCGAGGUGGAAAAAGCGAAUGGAGAGGUAGAAAGAUGAAAAGGAGGAGUGGAAGCAUUGUAUAGGCAUCCUUGGGCGUUUUAUGGUUCUUGGAAUGAAAAAACGUAGGAUACCCACCAACGUAUUUUUUUGCAUUUUCCCGGGACGGAAAAAGUUGUUUUAUUUCUUUUUUGGGGAUGAGGGUUUUUUAUUGGCAGCUUCUCACAUAGUGCCGCUGUUAGAAAUAGGGAGGAAAAUUUAAUGGGAUAUAUUCCGCUUCCUAUUCUGCUUUUUUCUUUGUAGCUAUGUGGUGAUCAGGAC
Messenger RNA from Hymenoscyphus albidus, 2271 nucleotides. The record is from the annotation of a GenBank genome assembly. NCBI's taxonomy places the organism in Eukaryota, Fungi, Ascomycota, Leotiomycetes, Helotiales, Helotiaceae.